Penicillium macrosclerotiorum is the source of this 660-nucleotide messenger RNA. RefSeq lists its product as uncharacterized. The coding region runs from base 1 to 660 and encodes 219 amino acids. Lineage: Eukaryota; Fungi; Ascomycota; Eurotiomycetes; Eurotiales; Aspergillaceae. The transcript is spliced from 3 exons. The record is from RefSeq and is a predicted model, not a curated record.
AUGCAUGUCCUUAUUAUCGGCGGUAGUGGUAGGACGGGAAAAUUGGUCAUUGCAGAGCUGCUGCGACGAGGUCAUGAGGUUACAGCUCUUGUCCGAGAUCCUCACUCGGUGAAAAACUUCGACCGAUUGAAAAUUGUUCAAGGAACACCCACGGAGAUCGCAGAUGUGCGAAAGGCUAUCAGUUCGCCUGUCCCCGACGCAGUGAUCGUCACCCUGAACGCCCCUCGCGCGACGGACAGUCCCUUCGCCGCGCCGAUUGCCCCGCCACGGUUGAUGGCAGACAGCAACGCAAAUUUGGUCAAGGCGAUGAAGGAGUAUGGCAUUCUGAAGCUGGUUAUUCUGCAGGCAUUUGGCGUGGGAGCAUCGUGGGCCCACAUGUCCUGGUUGUUACGCGGGCUGAUGAGCAAGUCCAACAUGCGCUACCAGUAUGAUGACCAUAACCAGACCGACCAGGAAGUCCGGGCGAGUGGCGUCACAUAUGUGCUGGUCCGGCCCGCCCGAUUAGUCGAGAACGAGGUCACAGCCAUCCGUGAAUGGCCUCAUGAUGGCCAGGGCGUGCCAUUGAUGGCCAGCGCCAGCCGCAAUAGUGUGGCUUGCUUUUUGGUGGAUGCGGCGAUCCAGACCAAGUGGGACAACACGACUCCUGUCAUCACAAACUAG